UUUACCGCUAGUUCCCACUACUUUGUAUAUAUCUUAUCCUCGCGUUACCGAUCCACCCGGCCAACAGACGUUCCAGAAAGACAAACUAAUCAACCAAUUAACAACCACACGAAGGCAAUAACAAGUUACUUUGGUCUUCAACAUGAGCUUGAUGAAUAAGCAUAUAUUUUUGUUGGCAAUCGCCAUCUUCAUACAAACUCUCUAURCUUGUGAARUGUACCGCUUUGCUGCCGUYGACGGACGAGCACUCACAAGUCACGUGAUGAAAACUAUUACCCACCAUCUUGUCAACCUCUGCUGGAGUGACUGUGUUUGGUUGCCAUGGUGUUUUUCAAUAAACGUUAAAAAGACAAGUGAAGGGAUGUUUGAGUGUGAACUGAAUAAUUCAAGUGUAAAAGCAUAYCCAGAAAGAUUGGUGUCCAGACAUGGAUGGUCCUACCACGAAAUGAAGAACCUCAGUCCUAUCAACUGCAAAGUCUAUGAUUGCAAAAGGAAAGAAGAUUUAGGAAAUGGCUGGCUUCGUUAUGGAGAUGCUGCUAUCAAACUCUUUAAAGAGAAAAAAACCUGGACCGAUGCGCGUAACCAUUGUCAGUCAUUAGGUGGUGAUCUUCUCUCUAUUACCAGCUCACAYGAGAAUGACUUUGUAAAUGAUGUYUUUGUGGAGAGCCUGAAUKUGACGUACAUGCAGRAAGAUAAAAAGUUUACCAAGCCACACAUACAUUUGAAGCUCAACGGAGAUGAKCCCAAAGAGAUAUUCGAAAAAGGAAAUGAAGUUAACUACACGAACGAUGGAAGAGAGAAAGCUCUUUAUCUAGAUGGACAAAUGGGUCGUCAUGUUGGAAUACCAUCCAUAAAUUUAAAUCCACAUGGCUUCRYCAUACUUUUUUGGUUAAAACCACUGGAACCUCUUGAGUCGGCGAUGGUCUUUAGAUUUAUCAAAGAUAAUGAAAUCAUAUUAAAAUUUAAAUUUGGAAAAUUUGGAAAUUACAUAAACUUUAAUUACAAAAAAGAAUAUCUUGGGGGAGUUAGAUUCGAUUCAAACGCUUGGCAGUAUUUUCAUUUUUCUCGGAAUAAAAACGGAACAAUGAUCCUCUUUGGCAAGAAUGGCUUCUGGACGAUUCGUGAUCAAAAUUCAGUCACUUCAUUGGAGACAAGUAACAUACUCUUUCGGUUUGGACAUUGGACACACGGAUUUCAUGGCUUCUACAAACAUUUGGUCAUUGUGAACACCACCAUUUCCAGACACAACAUGCAAACUAUUAUGUAUUGGCAUGAGCAAGGAGUAUGGAUUGGUCUCAACAACCCAGAAGGCAGUGAUGGCUUUAGCUGGUCUGAUGGUACCCCUGWGGGGCAGUUUAKGAACCUACCAGACUACAAUCCASUGCCAAAGKUUUCAGGAAGGAAGUGUGUUGCCAUGGCAAAGGAUAAGAAAUGGUUGGAUAAGCACUGUGAUUUGAAGUACCCAUUCCUAUGUGAGAAACCUGCACCACCUUAG
This is a messenger RNA of Exaiptasia diaphana, 1495 nucleotides long. RefSeq lists its product as uncharacterized. The transcript is spliced from 7 exons. The record is from RefSeq and is a predicted model, not a curated record. NCBI's taxonomy places the organism in Eukaryota, Metazoa, Cnidaria, Anthozoa, Actiniaria, Aiptasiidae. Bases 143 to 1495 code for a protein of 450 amino acids. Gene Ontology annotation, molecular function: signaling receptor activity.